Paramecium sonneborni is the source of this 346-nucleotide messenger RNA. The record is from the annotation of a GenBank genome assembly. Lineage: Eukaryota; Ciliophora; Oligohymenophorea; Peniculida; Parameciidae.
AUGAUAAAAGUUUUUUUAAUCGUAAAUAAUAGUGGGAAAAUUCGAAUUCGUCGUUUUUAUGAUGAAGUAGAGUGUAUCUUACUCUUUAAAAUUAGUCGCUAGAUAACAAUAAAUUGAAUAAAAGUUAAUUUUAUUGACUAGUAAAUUAAGUCCAAAUAGUUGCAAUUUCUUUAAGGAUUUGGAUGGAAUUUAUGAUAAAAAAUGUAAAAUAGUAAUGAGAUUUUUUGGAACUUUGUAUUUUAUUGCAAUAAUCGAUGAAGAUGAAUCUGAAUUAGGUGUUCUUGAUUUGAUAUAAAAUAUUGUUGAUUUAAUGGAUAAAAUCUUUGAUAAUGCAUGUGAACUUUGA